AUGGAAAAGUGCAGGUGUUGGAAAAAUUUCAGGCUAUCAGUGUGGUCAAAUGGUAUUUUACUGGAAUAUAUUGAAGGCGAUAAGAAGACUGAAACAGCCUUUCAUCCGAUUGGUUCCCUGCACUACUGUGCCGCUGUGCGUUAUGUAAACGUGACCGGGUACGCAAUCGAAGGCGGUGGAGAACGUUUUCUACCGCUCGACUCGCCGUUCGCCAGCAACGAAGACAGCCGUCAUCCACCUAUUUUUGCUGCCAUCUUUAGGCGGACUACCGGAAUUAAGGUUCUUGAAUGUCAUGCAUUUAUUUGCACAAAUUCGAGGGCAGCAAAUGCACUUGUGCGAUGUUGCUUCCAUGCAUACGCUGAAUCGAUGUAUGUGAAGCUGGAUGAACGAUUACCGGCGCUCAAAGCAAUCAAGGAAGCCAGCAGAAGUGGCAGCCCGCCAAGCGAACCACCUCCAAGUGAAACAGCGGAAAUCACUACAGCCGAGGAUGACAGAGAGUUGGAACAACAGCGAUGGGCUGAACGAGCAAUUGGCAAGGAAGCCUGGGAAAGGAGGCAACAAUCCGGUGAAUAUGACUCGGCCAGUAUUUCAUCCUCAAUCGCUAAUCGUUUUCGCAUCAAGAAACUGGACCGUGAACGCGAUCGAACACAAGGUAUAUUUUUACUGCAUCAGAUCUCCCCUUGUAUGAAAUCCCACAAAAAGUGCAUUAUUGAAUUUCGUUCUAUGGGUUUUUGA
This is a messenger RNA of Gongylonema pulchrum, 735 nucleotides long. NCBI's taxonomy places the organism in Eukaryota, Metazoa, Nematoda, Chromadorea, Rhabditida, Gongylonematidae. The record is from the annotation of a GenBank genome assembly.